Molecule: messenger RNA, 2361 nt
Organism: Juglans microcarpa x Juglans regia
Lineage: Eukaryota; Viridiplantae; Streptophyta; Magnoliopsida; Fagales; Juglandaceae
Product: DEAD-box ATP-dependent RNA helicase 8-like
Exons: 10
Coding region: 270-1793 (507 amino acids)
Biological process (GO): P-body assembly; cytoplasmic stress granule assembly
Cellular component (GO): P-body; cytoplasmic stress granule
Molecular function (GO): mRNA binding; RNA helicase activity; ATP binding
Source: RefSeq, a predicted model, not a curated record
CCUGCCACCAAGAAACCCUAGAUUUGUCAAGAAUUUUUCAGUAUUAGUCCUUUGCGGGACUUACUCUUGGUUCCGUUUCGAAUUUGCGGUAUUGCCACCUCGAGAAACCCUAGGAUUUAGAAAUUUUUGUCAAGUUAGGUUUAUUUGAUUUUUGGAAGGAAUCUCCAUCAAUCGUAAGAAUUUUAAUACACCAGGAAACCCUAGCGUCGUAGUUUCCCGACCAACAAACCCUAGUUUUCGACCUUUUGGGUGGGGUUUGAACCGGUGGGAUGAACAACAAUAGAGGGAGGUAUCCGCCAGGGAUCGGCGCAGGCCGUGGUGGAGGCGGAGGCAUGAAUCUAAACCCGGCCUUCCAGUCGAGGGUCCCGCAACAACAGUACGUACAGAGAGGCUUUAUGCAGCAGCAGAACCAUCACCACCAACAACAGCACCAACAGCACCAACAGCAGUAUCAUCAUCAUCAGCAGCAGCAGCAGCAGCAACAACAACAGCAACAGUGGCUUAGGAGGGCCCAGUUGGGUGGUUCCGAUUCAAUCGUCGACGAGGUUGAGAAGACUGUGCAGUCCGAGGCCGCCGACUCAAGUUCGCAAGAUUGGAAGGCAAGGCUAAAGAUACCGCCAUCUGAUACACGCUAUAGAACUGAGGAUGUGACAGCAACUAAGGGAAAUGAAUUUGAGGACUACUUUCUGAAGCGUGAGUUGCUCAUGGGAAUAUAUGAAAAGGGGUUUGAAAGACCAUCUCCCAUUCAGGAAGAAAGUAUCCCAAUUGCUUUAACAGGGAGUGAUAUUCUUGCUAGAGCAAAAAAUGGAACUGGGAAAACGGCUGCAUUUUGCAUUCCUGCAUUGGAAAAAAUUGAUCAGGAUAACAAUGCCAUUCAAGUUGUUAUACUUGUUCCAACUCGAGAGUUGGCUCUUCAAACAUCACAAGUUUGUAAAGAACUUGGGAAGCAUUUGAAUAUCCAAGUUAUGGUAACAACAGGUGGUACCAGCUUAAAGGAUGAUAUCAUGCGGUUAUAUCAACCAGUUCAUUUACUGGUUGGAACUCCUGGAAGAAUCCUAGAUCUUGCAAAAAAAGGUGUUUGCAUUUUGAAAGAUUGUUCUGUGCUUGUUAUGGAUGAGGCCGAUAAGCUUCUUUCUCCGGAAUUUCAACCAUCAAUAGAGCAGCUAAUUCGAUUUAUGCCUGCAAACCGUCAAAUUUUGAUGUUUUCAGCAACAUUUCCUGUUACAGUCAAGGACUUCAAAGAAAGAUAUCUUCAAAGGCCAUAUAUUAUUAACCUUAUGGAUGAGCUUACGCUCAAGGGUAUCACACAAUUCUAUGCUUUCGUUGAAGAAAGACAGAAAGUCCACUGUCUAAAUACUCUUUUCUCCAAGCUGCAAAUAAACCAAUCAAUUAUAUUCUGCAAUUCUGUGAAUCGGGUUGAGCUGUUGGCGAAGAAAAUUACAGAACUUGGUUAUUCUUGUUUUUACAUUCACGCAAAGAUGCUGCAAGACCAUCGUAACAGAGUAUUUCAUGACUUCCGCAAUGGUGCAUGCAGGAAUCUUGUUUGCACUGAUCUAUUUACAAGGGGAAUCGACAUUCAAGCAGUCAAUGUCGUUAUUAACUUUGAUUUUCCCAAGAACUCAGAAACAUAUCUGCACAGGGUUGGACGAUCUGGAAGGUUUGGGCACCUUGGUUUAGCCGUGAAUUUGAUCACCUAUGAGGACCGCUUUAACUUGUAUAGGAUUGAGCAAGAACUCGGGACUGAGAUAAAGCAAAUUCCACCACAUAUUGAUCAGGCAAUUUACUGUCGGUGACUGGUUGUAUAUCUUACUGUCUGGUCCAUGAUGGUGAAUGAUGCUGUCCACUCAGUCAAGAAGGUAUGUAGGACGCAUUCCGUAGUAAGUUAUGUAUUUGUGGGUAAAAAUAUCCUUUUGUUGAAGUGGAAGGCGAGAUUCCCUUGGAUUGCUUUUAUUAGUACCGGAUAUUCGUAGCCUGAGGCUUUCACAGGACCAUAAUGGAGUUUUUUAGAUUGGCUUAUAAAAUCCCAGAUAGAUGCUACUGGGUCGUGUCCACCGCUCGCUGGCUUUAGAUUUUGUUUUAUCAGCCUGGUUUCUUGGUAUAUGCUCUUGUUCUAGUUUCAUUACUGUUGACAGGCUGCGUACCUUGUUCAAGAAAUCCUCUCUCUCCCUCUCUCUCUCCAAGUGUUGUUUUGGUGCGUGCCAUCUGUUCUCGUAUUCCAUGCUUGCAAGUUAGCAAAUUACACUGCUGUGCAGAGAUGUUAUGGGGAAAGAGUUAUGCUUUUAUACUAUCCCAUUUUACCCUUUUAACACGCUAUGUAGAUGUGGCAUUUUGAUCAAUCAUUAGAUUAUCUCAUGGUUUUCU